This is a messenger RNA of Plasmodium malariae, 552 nucleotides long. Its product is annotated as conserved Plasmodium protein, unknown function. Bases 1 to 552 code for a protein of 183 amino acids. Gene Ontology annotation, biological process: chaperone-mediated protein complex assembly; protein folding. The transcript is spliced from 8 exons. The record is from RefSeq and is a predicted model, not a curated record. Gene Ontology annotation, molecular function: protein-folding chaperone binding; Hsp90 protein binding. Gene Ontology annotation, cellular component: nucleus; cytosol. Lineage: Eukaryota; Apicomplexa; Aconoidasida; Haemosporida; Plasmodiidae.
AUGACGUUGCCCCUAUUAUUUUAUGUACUCCUGUCCACAAUUAUUACUUAUCCAACAUCACAAACAGAAGCUCCAACUGUUCGAUGGGGACAGAAUUCAAAUAAGUUGACAUUAAUUGUUUUAAUUCCAUCAGUUCUGGAGGAAGUAGUGAAAUUUACGGAAAACAACAUAUAUCUUUCAGCCACAAACAAGAAAGGGGAGAACUUUAAACUGAACUUACAUUUAUUAAGGCCAAUAAUUCCAGAGGAAUCAACUUACUCUUCUUUAGAGAGAGGCUUAAAAUUGAAAAUUCGCAAAAAGACCAAAGAACCAUGCUGGAAACGCUUAACAAAAGAAAAUAGAAAAGAAAAUUUUUUGAUUAAGGACAAAAAUCUUAGUGACCCAAAUGACUGCGAAGAAGCAAAGGAUGCUUGGCUAGGGGAUUAUAUGUUUUACAAAAGAAAAAACAAACCCAAAAAAACAGAUGAUCCAACUAAAAAAAAGGAUGUACUGCAGAACAUAAUUGAAAGUUUGAAAGACGCCCACCCAAAUUUUUCCUUGCAUGAAUAUUAA